This is a messenger RNA of Anguilla rostrata (American eel), 923 nucleotides long. Its product is annotated as collagen alpha-1(XXIII) chain-like. Bases 441 to 908 code for a protein of 155 amino acids. The record is from RefSeq and is a predicted model, not a curated record. The transcript has 3 exons. NCBI's taxonomy places the organism in Eukaryota, Metazoa, Chordata, Actinopteri, Anguilliformes, Anguillidae.
CCUCAGCCCUUCAGUUGAAGCAAAAGACUCGUGGUGACCACUCCGCUGCGGAAGGUAAUGUGUCGGGUUUCUGCAAGUGCAGGAGUGAUCUCACAGAGAUAGUAGCCUGCACAGGACAGCACGGGACACGUACCGCUCCAGAAUUGCUUUGAAGGGCUCUUCAAAUGGCAGUUAAGAAUUGCCCCGUGAAUGAAUAAAGCUACCCAGCGAUCGAUUGAACUAAAUGAACAGAAUGCAUGGCCUAACUUUUGUAUAGAUACUAGGUCUAAGAGAAAGGUAGGAGGGAGGGAUCGAGAGCUACGUUUUAAACGACCCCUUUGGAAGUCCUCUCCCAAUUGAUAUUCCUUUUUCAUAUCACGCCUGAUGAGUAUUGGGAUUUCGCGGUGGAUAAACACUGAAUAGCUGCAUCAGAAAAAAAGAAAGAAAGAAAAAGAUCAGACAUGGAAGAGGAACAGAAGUGGAGCGUCAGUCCACAGUCGAGCGUGGGGAGGACUUGCACCGAGCAUCCUUGCAAAAAGAGGUUUUGGAAGAACUGCAAAGACCUGUCUGGGAUAGCCGUGUGUAGCGCGUUAUCCUUGUUGUCCUUUGGAGUCUGCGUUUUGGUUUACCUGAAGACUGCGGAACUGCAGUCUAAGGUUUUUAAUCUGGAAAAGGAACGGGACACGCAACUUUCAGCGUGGCUGUCACUGGACCAGGUGGAACCCAUCCUCAUAGGUAGACUCGAUCAGAUUUUGGAAGAGAAGCUGGCCGCACGGUUACCCAAGGUUCGAGAAGCUCGAGAGGCCCCCCACAGCUGCGUCUGCCCGCCAGGGCCUCCUGGGUCCAGGGGAAAGAGAGGUCGCAAUGGGGAUCCAGGUAGGUUUCCCAGCCCUCCUGUUGUCCAUGUCCUUACCUGCAGCUUUAGGUAAUGGUGAGGUAUCGAC